Messenger RNA from Tripterygium wilfordii, 1130 nucleotides. RefSeq names its product agamous-like MADS-box protein AGL19. Bases 284 to 925 code for a protein of 213 amino acids. The transcript is spliced from 8 exons. Gene Ontology annotation, cellular component: nucleus. Lineage: Eukaryota; Viridiplantae; Streptophyta; Magnoliopsida; Celastrales; Celastraceae. Gene Ontology annotation, biological process: positive regulation of transcription by RNA polymerase II. Gene Ontology annotation, molecular function: RNA polymerase II cis-regulatory region sequence-specific DNA binding; protein dimerization activity; DNA-binding transcription factor activity, RNA polymerase II-specific. The record is from RefSeq and is a predicted model, not a curated record.
UUAUUUAUAAAACUCCAACCCACUAAGCCUAGGGUUGUGGUCACUCUUGCUAGUGCUGCUACAAUCUUUCUAGGGUUUCUGUAUCAUCUCUUUUUUUUUGGGUCUGAUCUGAAGUUAAAAUCUUCCCACACUCUCAUAGGCUUCUUUAAUUCCUCUUCAUUUCCCUUGUCCAUUUUCCAAAUUUGUACACAAAAUCUGUUAUUCUCUUUCUAUUAUAGGAAACCCCAUCUGGGUCUUGUCAAUUACGAAAUAUAUCUUGAAUAAACUAGGUUGGUGUGGAAGAAUGGUUAGAGGGAAAACCCAGAUGAAGAGAAUAGAGAAUGCAACAAGCAGGCAAGUGACUUUUUCAAAGAGAAGAAAUGGACUGCUUAAGAAGGCAUUUGAGCUCUCAGUGCUUUGUGAGGCUGAAGUUGCACUUAUCAUCUUCUCUGCAAGAGGGAGACUCUAUGAGUUCUCUAGUUCAAGAUGUUUCAGUAUGAGCAAGACCAUAGAGCGUUAUCAGAAGAGAGUCAAAGAACCCGAAAGCAGCACCAAACAACAAGGACAACAUGAAAAUAAGCAGCAUGUGAAGGAAGAUGACUUUAGCAUGGGAAAGAAGAUUGAGAAUCUUGAAGCUUCUAAACGAAAACUGUUGGGAGAUGGACUAGGACCAUGUUCAAUCCAAGAACUCCAGCAGUUGGAGAGCCAGCUGGACCGAAGCUUAAUCAGAAUUAGGACAAGGAAGAACCAGUUGAUAAGAGAGCAGAUUGAAAAGCUCAAGAAACAGGCCAGAGUCCUAGCAGAUGAAAAUUCAGUAUUGCGAAAGGAGUGUGGAAUGCCAGCACUGGAUGUGUCAACAAAUGCAAGAGAGGUAGCAGACAGAGAAAGCAUGGAAGUGGAAACUGAAUUAUACAUUGGCCCUCCAGAGAGUCGAAUUCCCAAUUAACCCGAUAAAAUUAAGCUCCCACUGGUGAUCAAUAAGAGAUUGCUGCAUGCUUCAAAGCUGCCUUGUACUGCUGUCAGGCUUUUCUUUUUUUCUUCUUUCUUUUUGGGUCUUGCAAUGAAUGUAUAAAAGAGAAUAAAUUAUGUUAAUGAACGAGAAUGAUCAAAAGAUUUGUCAUUUGAGUGAUAGAUAAAGGUGGUUUUCACUA